CAUCCAGCCACCGUCAGCAUGUGCCAUGUUAUUGUCACCUGUCGCUCCAUGCUGUGGACUCUGCUGAGUAUUGUUGCCGCGUUCGGAGAGCUCAUUGCCUUCAUGAGCACCGACUGGCUCGUUGGAUUCCCCCGUGCAUCCAAUGCAGUUUUCGGCCCCCAUGGGACCCCCACAGCCGGAGAGGCUUACAGGCCCACUUUAGGCAUUUAUGGUCGCUGUAUAAAACCUCACCUUCAGCGGGGAAUACUGUGCGGACCGUAUGCAGUCCACUUUGGAGAGAUUGCCAGCGGGUUCUGGCAGGCUACUUCUAUCUUCCUGGCUGCAGGGAUCCUGUUGCUGUGUGCUGUGGCGUUCAUUUCCGUCUUCACCAUGUGUUUUCAAAGCAUCAUGAAGAAGAGCAUCUUUAAUGUGUGUGGACUGCUGCAGGGAAUUGCAGGUCUGUUCCUGAUCCUAGGUCUGAUGCUGUACCCUGCUGGCUGGGGUUCAGACAAGGUCCAGCUGUACUGCGGACCAGAUGCGGCGCCGUACCGCGCUGGUCUCUGCUCUAUGGGCUGGGCCUUUUACACCGCCAUGGGUGGCACUGUGCUCACCUUCGUCUGCGCUGUCUUCUCUGCUCAGGCUGAGAUCGCCACCUCCAGCGAUAAGGUUCAGGAGGAGAUCGAGGAGGGCAAGAGCCUGAUCUGCCUCCUGUGAAGCUCAGAUAACACUUAUUGUGCAGGUGGGGGGAGAGAAGAAGGAUGAGGCAGAGAUGUGCCACUUAUGAUCUGGCCCUCUUCUGCCUAUUCAGAAAUAAAAAAGCUGGCCUGUGAAAUUGAGGGCCCAUUCAUUGUUUACCACUAAUACUGACUCUUAUUUUGUCUCAGUUUUCUGUUUGAAGUGGGAGAAACUUAUAAGUGCCAAGUUUGUUUGUUUUUUUUUCUAAGUGUCUGUCUUUGUCUUUCUGCCACUAGAGGUGCUGUGUCUGUUAUUGUAUUCAUUUUAAGCAUGUGGAUGCCCUGCGAGGCAUUGUCUGUUACCACAUGUUCUGUAAAUAAGCGUGAUUAUAUAUAUUUUGUACAUAGUUAUGAUCGCAGAAUGAUGGUCAGCUUGAUCCAGGCUGGGCUGAUGAUGUCACUCUUGCCUUAAAAAAAAAAAAAAAAACUAUGAAAAAAAACUUUAAAAAAAUAAACCUGGAUCUGUUAACUGUCAACAAGGGAACCACUAGUCAGUCAGAAUAAACUGCUCAUAAAAAUAAAUGGCCUUUAGCUCAGAGUGGAUGUUCUUUAGAGCUUACAGAAUGUAAUAUUUUAUUAAUUAAUGUGUUUGUAGACCCUUGAAAUGUAUCGGUGGAAACGAUUCUUCACACGGACUGCACAAGGACAAGCAAAAGGAGGCUCCUCGGUGCAUUUUGUUUGUCAAAUCCUAACAUGAAGUGAGCUUAAUCCUAACCAGUGGCCUGUGAAGUGUCUGGUCCUCCUCAGCAGACAUCCUGUAAUCUGUGCACAUGGACUGAAUGAUGAGGACACAUAAAUAAAUGAAGUAUUGCUGUUGUUAA
Messenger RNA from Oreochromis aureus, 1534 nucleotides. RefSeq names its product LHFPL tetraspan subfamily member 2a (gene lhfpl2a). The transcript has 2 exons. The record is from RefSeq and is a predicted model, not a curated record. Bases 19 to 693 code for a protein of 224 amino acids. NCBI's taxonomy places the organism in Eukaryota, Metazoa, Chordata, Actinopteri, Cichliformes, Cichlidae. Gene Ontology annotation, cellular component: membrane.